This is a messenger RNA of Mercurialis annua (annual mercury), 1337 nucleotides long. Its product is annotated as GATA transcription factor 12-like. The transcript is spliced from 2 exons. Lineage: Eukaryota; Viridiplantae; Streptophyta; Magnoliopsida; Malpighiales; Euphorbiaceae. Bases 171 to 1163 code for a protein of 330 amino acids. Gene Ontology annotation, biological process: positive regulation of DNA-templated transcription. The record is from RefSeq and is a predicted model, not a curated record. Gene Ontology annotation, cellular component: nucleus. Gene Ontology annotation, molecular function: sequence-specific DNA binding; zinc ion binding.
UCAUCAAAACCCACCCAGUCCUACUCCACCAGACCAUCACCUCCAACACUCUCUCGUGCUCUUACUUUCUCUCUCUAAACCCCAUUCUCUCUCUACAUUUCUUGAAAAUUCUCUCGUUUUUAUCCCUAACGUGUUGCGCACGUAAUUAGUGAUACAUUUUAUUAGUUUCAAUGGAGGCACCGCAAUUCUUCAUCGGAGGAUAUUUCAGCGGCGGAGGAGCUUCUUCUAAUGCGGCGGAGUUCUUGCCUGAGAAGAGUCAGAAAAAUGGUGACGCUCAUUUUGCCGUUGAUGACCUUCUUGAUUUUCCUAACGACGAUGAUGCUAUAAUGAGCGACGGUUUUUUCGAUAAUAUUUCUAAAAACUCCGUUACUGAUCAUUCUAGCGCCACUUUUACUUCCAAUGAUAGCCCUAAUUCUUCUAUUUCCGGCAACCAAUUUGGUUAUCAGAGCGUUUCCGAUUCUCAUUUCUCUAGCGAGCUUUGCGUUCCGUAUGAUGACAUGGCGGAGCUAGAAUGGCUAUCGAAUUUUGUUGAAGACUCAUUCUCUACCAAGCAAAAUUUACAAGCUAACUACCUCCAUAUUUUUCCCGGAGCCAAAGCACCCACACCCGAAUCCUCAUCAUCUGAGUCCCACUCGGACCAAUUGGCCCGUAACCCUAAUAACCCGAUGUUCAGGCCCGAAACACCAUUACCCGGUAAAGCCCGUUCCAAGCGCUCUCGAGCUGCCCCAUGUGAUUGGUCCACGCGCCUUCUUCAUCUUUCGUCGCCCGUUAAUAUUAAAGCAUCGUCCGAGAAUCAAAGAAAUGGCGAAGUCAAUCCAGGUACGGAUGCUCCGGUUCGAAAAUGUCUUCAUUGUGCUACCGAAAAGACUCCUCAAUGGCGGACUGGGCCCAUGGGUCCGAAAACAUUGUGUAAUGCUUGUGGGGUUCGGUACAAGUCGGGUCGGUUGGUAUCCGAAUACCGACCCGCUGCCAGUCCGACAUUUGUGUCAACAAAGCAUUCGAAUUCACAUAGGAAAGUUGUGGAGCUUAGGAGGCAGAAAGAAAUGCAAAGGGCACAGCAAGAACAAUAUCUACACCACAAUUCAAUCUUUGGUGUAUCUAAUGGUGGUGAUGAUUACUUGAUUCAUCAUCACACUGGACCCAAUUUUAGGCAUAUGAUUUAGUGGUCUUUGAGGUAGAAUUAAUUAAUUUUUAGUAUUGUGUCCUCAAAUUUUGAAUUAAUUUUGUAGUUUUUAAUUUUUCUCAAACAAAAAAUAAUAGAAUUAUGGGGGAAAGGAGACAAAAAAUGGAAGUUAUUUGCUUGUAGACUCAAUAAUGGAACUCUUAAUUUUUUUCCA